Molecule: messenger RNA, 1119 nt
Organism: Aspergillus caelatus
Lineage: Eukaryota; Fungi; Ascomycota; Eurotiomycetes; Eurotiales; Aspergillaceae
Product: DUF899 domain-containing protein
Exons: 2
Coding region: 162-830 (222 amino acids)
Source: RefSeq, a predicted model, not a curated record
GCCAAACCCCGCAUUUCUACUUUUCGAACUUCAUAGCUUCAUAACAAUCAAUCUAGUAACUAAUCCUGUUUAAAAGUGAGAAUCAUAUUUUGUACCAAAUAUUAUCUAUCUGUACAUCUAUCGCUCUACCCAAUCCAAACAGACAGAAUUCAAUACCCAUCAUGAGUCCACCAAACCAAAAUAUAGUCUCCCCCACCGAAUUCCAAAAAGCCCACAACACCCACCUCGCCCUCGAAAAAGCUGCAACUCACCAACUCCAAGCGCUCUCCGCAGCGCGACGCUCCCUCCCCAUAGUUCCAGUCCCGGAUGCCUCGCGCUUCAAGUUCGACACAGUUGACGGCGAGAAAACUCUCCCGGAGCUGUUCGCUGGCCGGAAGCAACUAAUCAUGUACCAUUUCAUGCUGGGGCCGGAGGACGAGAAGGGCUGUGUGGGGUGUUCGUUUUGCAUGGAUCAUAUCCCUGAUUUGCGGCAUCUGGAGAGUCGGGAUACGAGUUUUGUGGCGGUUGCGAGGGCGCCGGUGGAGAAGAUUGAGGAGUAUAAGAGGCUUACUGGGUGGGGGUUUCCGUUUUAUAGCUCGGAGAAGACGCAUCGGGCGUGGGUAGAGGCGGAGAAGGGUGGCGAGGUUAUCACUUGGAAGCCUGGGAAUGGGUAUUUUGGGUUGUGUGUGUUUUUGAAGGGGGAUGAUGGGGAGGUGUUCCAUACGUAUUCGACUACGGAUCGGGGCAUGGAGAUCCUGCUUGGGACGUAUCAUUUGUUGGAUAUGACGCCGUUGGGCCGGCAGGAAGUGGGGAAUGGGAUGAAUAAUUUUCGGAGAAUUUAUGAGUACUGAAAAGGUGGUUAGGGAUGUGAUGUAUGUAAUUAGGGCUUGCUGGAUGUGAGGCUAGGUUCCGAUGACGUCGGACGUUGCAUACAUUGAGCGAAUCUCAUGUAGUAGUGUAUAACUGAACUGUUUUUCUGCAAGUUCCGCCCGGUUACCUGAUACGGGUGCCGCCGCUUUAUGAGGGCAGCACAUGAGUGCUCGAGAGUGCUCUGUGAGCGUUCCGGGCCACUCACUGAUUGCUCACGGAGCACGCACCGGCUGCUCCGGUCGCUCCCGGAUACCACCAGCAAGCUCAGUG